Nilaparvata lugens (brown planthopper) is the source of this 1635-nucleotide messenger RNA. RefSeq names its product zinc finger autosomal protein. Gene Ontology annotation, molecular function: DNA-binding transcription factor activity, RNA polymerase II-specific; RNA polymerase II transcription regulatory region sequence-specific DNA binding. The coding region runs from base 211 to 1212 and encodes 333 amino acids. Lineage: Eukaryota; Metazoa; Arthropoda; Insecta; Hemiptera; Delphacidae. Gene Ontology annotation, cellular component: nucleus. Gene Ontology annotation, biological process: regulation of transcription by RNA polymerase II. The transcript is spliced from 3 exons. The record is from RefSeq and is a predicted model, not a curated record.
UACUACAACAACUUCCCCUUCAUCAACACCACUAUCGAGAAAGGCUCUCGUGCACGAAGAUUAUCGAAAGCACUAGACAUCACUCACAUCAGUCAUCCGCCCGUCAUUAGUGUGGUUGGUUGUUGUCUGUUGUGUGUUCAUGUUGGAAGGAGUGGUUUUGCCGUUUUGCUCGCCUCUCAGCAAAUUCUUGUACUAUAAGUCACCACCACUAUGGAUUUUGUGGAAACACAGACAGAUCCAGCGUGCAAUACUUCCAACAGGAUGCUGAAUAAUGUUGACUGCCCAGAUGAGUCUUUCGAAGGACAUGUAAUAUUUAUCAAACAAGAAGUUGAAGAAGAAGAAGAAGAUGAUGAACAACAACUAGAUGAAUCGACACCAUGCUCAGGUGAUAGCUUAGAGCCGCCUAUUUCCAAUGAUUCUGAAUCUGGAGAACAAGUGGAUAAUUGUGAGGAAAUUAAAGCCGUAACGAAAUUGAAGACACAACCCAAGAAAGGACAAAAAAGGACUAUGACUUGUGAAUUUUGUGACUAUCAGACCAAAAACUCAACAGUUUUGAAAGUUCAUAUUUAUAAAAAGCACUCUGAACAAAAACGUUUCAGCUGUGAGUUAUGUGAAUAUAAAACAGCUCAUCAAUGCAAUUUAAAAACUCAUAAAUUUAGAAAGCAUACAGAAGAAAAACCAUUCAGCUGUAAGAUUUGUGACUAUAAAACAGCUAUUUCACGUGAUUUGACAGUUCAUAAUAGGAAGCAUACUGAAGAAAAACCUUUCAAAUGUGAACAGUGCGAUUACAGAACACUUUAUUCGAGUAACUUGAAAAUUCAUAUGAGAAAGCACUUGAACACUCUCAGCUGUGAGUUGUGUGACUUUAAAGCAACCAAGUCAUCUAGAUUGAAACUCCAUGUUGAAAAGCAGCACACAAAAGAAAAGCCUUACAGCUGUGACUUUUGUGAAUAUAAAGCAGCUCGUUUAGGUCAUUUGAAAGUUCAUAUUAGAAUGCACCCAGAAGUAAAACUAUUGAACUGUGAUGUUUGUGACUUUAAAACAACCCGGCCUUCUGCUUUGAAACUUCAUAUUGAAAAUCACACACAAGUGAAACCUUUCAGCUGUGAGACUUGUAACUAUAAGACAGCUCGUUUGUGUUAUUUUAAAAUUCAUAUGAAUAGAUAUCAUGGAGUAGAGAGUGUACAGCCACACAGCUCAAAAAUCAUAUAGCCUUUUUUAUAUAGCUCAUAAGCAUAAUAUUUAUGAGCGUAAUAAAUUUGAGCCAUUUCUAAUAUCAGAAAUGACUCAAAUUAUACUAGUGCAACCAAAAAAUUAAUAAUAAUAACCGUCUAACAAUGCUGCCAUGACCAUUGAAAAUAGUCAUUUGUGCAAUUGAAAAUAUAUCUUUUAUUUUAUUAAUCUUAGGAUGGAAAGAUUCAAAAAGAUUCAUAAUCAAGCGCCUCAAAUAAUUGGUAUUGGAUAGUAGUAUAUUUCCAAAUUUUUAAAUUCAUAACAGAUCUCAUUCAACAAAGGAGGAACAUUAAAGUAAAUUAAGAAUGUAUUUGAUAGAAUUUAUUUGCGAUUGAAGUUUGUUGACUAAUGCCAUAAUUAUGAAAUUUUUGAUAGUUUAAUGAAAUAAAACAAUAUACAUUA